ACAGGCGUCUCCACAACACACAUUGUCACAGUUGUAAGCAAGCGGAGAAAAGGAAACAAUCUUCCAUUUCCUCUGUGGAAGGAGACAAUGUCAACCCUUGGUAAACCACUGUUCGAGAAUCUCGAACAACUGUCUGGCUUAGACGUCAACAACCUAAUAAGGUUCUUAAACUGAACAGAAUGGAUAGAGUGGUGCUGUAAAUAAUUGAUAUUUUUUGGUACAGUAUAGUCUCGUAUAUAUUUAUCGGCUGAUUUAUUGGGUAUCAAUUGUCAUACUGGAAUGUCUUGCUUGUUACGGAAAUCUGUAAUCGAUGAACUAGGUGGUUUGAAAACAUUUGGUUGUUAUCUAGCCGAAGAUUUCUUUAUCGCCAAAGCCAUUCGAGACAAGGGAUGAAAAAUGCGCAUAAGUAAUCAACCGGCAUUGCAAAAUAGUGGAAUUUGUGAUGUAAACAGAUUCCAAGAGCGCUUCAUACGUUGGGCGAAAUUACGCGUAGCCAUGGUACCCACAACAAUACUGUUAGAGCCUCUCUUCGAGUGCAUGGUAUUAGGCGCCUUAGCCUCAUGGUCUGCAUCGUUACUAUUUAAUUGGGAUCCAUUAGUAUUUUACUUAGUGGUUUCUUUCAGAUUCGAUAUUACUUUCUAUUGUGCAGGGAAACGUACCUUGCAAUUGAAUUACAAAUGGUUAAUUGACAUUUCAUAAGUUUGAGUUCGUCAUUGGUUGGCUUUUUAGAGAAAUAAGCGGUUCUUACCUAUUCCU
This is a messenger RNA of Anastrepha obliqua, 756 nucleotides long. RefSeq names its product ceramide glucosyltransferase-B-like. The transcript has 3 exons. The record is from RefSeq and is a predicted model, not a curated record. The coding region runs from base 397 to 699 and encodes 100 amino acids. NCBI's taxonomy places the organism in Eukaryota, Metazoa, Arthropoda, Insecta, Diptera, Tephritidae.